CUCUUUGCCCUUCCCUUCCACUAAACUCCCUCUCUCUUCUUCCUCCAAUUAGCUAGGGUUUCUCUUUUUCAUCCCUGUAAUAUAAUUGCUUUUGUACUGGAAGCAAGCAAGGAAGAAAGAAAGAAAGAAAGAAAGAAAGAAAGAAGAAGCUCUUCAAAAAGCUACCUACAAUCUAAGAAAGAUAUAUACAAGGCUACCUCUAUACUCCAGUACUACUUUUUUACAAUUCAUCUCCUCAAACAAAAACCUAGAUCUCAAACAGGGGCCGCUAUUUGUGAGAUUAAAGAAAAGAGAGAGAAUUUGAACUGCAGACUGGUGACAAAUGGCUUCAUCCAGCUCAUACAAUUCACCCUGUGCCGCCUGCAAGUUCUUGCGAAGGAAAUGCUUGCCGGGUUGCAUCUUCGCUCCUUACUUCCCUCCAGAGGAGCCUCAGAAAUUCGCCAAUGUUCACAAGAUCUUCGGAGCAAGCAACGUCACCAAGCUCCUCAACGAACUCCCUCCUCACCAAAGAGAAGAUGCAGUCAACUCCCUUGCCUAUGAGGCUGAGGCAAGAGUAAGAGACCCCGUCUAUGGCUGUGUCGGCGCAAUAUCUUUUCUGCAAAGGCAAGUUCAGAGACUCCAGAAAGAGCUUGACGCCGCUAACGCGGAUCUUAUCCGCUUCGCCUGCAACGAGAUCCCGACCGCCGCAUUGCCUGCAUCAGUACUACCAGGCUCUGCAAAUAGGCAGAGACCGGUUGGUUUUAGCAGAGGAGUUGGUAAUGAUGGAGGAGGUUUCUAUAACCUACACUCUCCUUCCUUCUCUCAGCUUCCAAAUUACCCGUUUCCUUGGAAUAAUCAAAACCCUUCUGGGGAUGUCAAUGAAGGAGCUGGAGAAGAAGGAGGCAACAUGUGAUUUCAAGACUACUUCAAU
Molecule: messenger RNA, 910 nt
Organism: Carica papaya (papaya)
Lineage: Eukaryota; Viridiplantae; Streptophyta; Magnoliopsida; Brassicales; Caricaceae
Product: LOB domain-containing protein 25
Source: RefSeq, a predicted model, not a curated record